AUGGACAUGUAUUCACAGCAAUAUUUAAGAAUAUGUGACUUUACAUCAAUAAGAAUAUUGACUUCUACAGUGUCGGUGCUGCAGGAUAUAAAUCAAUUGACCUGGAUUUCCUUUCAGGGCUCAGCAGAUUCGUACACGAGCAGACCCUCGGACUCUGAUGUCUCUUUGGAGGAGGACAGGGAAGCAAUCCGCCAGGAGAGGGAGCAGCAAGCAGCCAUCCAGCUGGAGAGGGCCAAGUCCAAACCUGUAGCAUUUGCUGUCAAGACCAACGUGAGUUACUGUGGGGCUCUGGAUGAAGAUGUUCCUGUCCCAAGCACUGCCAUCUCCUUCGAUGCCAAGGACUUCCUCCACAUUAAAGAGAAAUACAACAACGACUGGUGGAUAGGGAGGCUGGUGAAGGAGGGCUGCGAGAUCGGCUUCAUCCCCAGCCCGCUGCGCCUGGAGAACAUCCGCAUCCAGCAGGAGCAGAAGAGGGGCCGCUUCCACGGAGGGAAAUCCAGUGGGAAUUCCUCUUCAAGCCUUGGAGAGAUGGUUUCUGGCACAUUCCGAGCCACACCUACAGCCACAGCAAAACAGAAACAAAAAGUGACAGAACAUAUUCCCCCCUAUGACGUUGUGCCAUCAAUGAGACCUGUGGUGUUGGUGGGCCCAUCACUCAAAGGCUAUGAGGUGACAGACAUGAUGCAGAAAGCUCUCUUUGACUUCCUGAAGCACAGGUUUGAUGGGAGGAUAUCCAUCACCAGAGUGACAGCUGACAUCUCCCUGGCCAAGAGGUCUGUGCUCAACAACCCCAGCAAGAGGGCGAUCAUCGAGCGCUCCAACACCAGGUCCAGCCUGGCUGAAGUGCAGAGUGAGAUUGAAAGAAUCUUUGAGCUGGCCAGGUCCUUACAGCUGGUUGUCCUGGAUGCAGACACUAUAAAUCACCCUGCACAGCUUAUCAAGACAUCCCUAGCACCAAUUAUUGUCCAUGUGAAGGUGUCUUCUCCAAAGGUUUUGCAGCGACUGAUCAAGUCCAGAGGGAAGUCACAAAGCAAACACUUGAAUGUCCAGUUGGUGGCAGCUGAUAAACUUGCACAAUGCCCACCAGACAUGUUUGACGUGAUCCUGGACGAGAACCAGCUGGAGGACGCCUGUGAGCACCUGGCCGAGUACCUGGAGGCGUACUGGAGAGCCACGCACACGCCCAGUGCCACGCCCAUGACCCCCCUGCUGGGCAGGAACCUGGCGCCCUCCGCCCUGUCCCCGUACCCCGCCGCCAUCUCGGGCCUGCAGAGCCAGCGCGGGAGGCACGGCGCCCACUCCGCCGACAGCUCGCCCCUGGAGCGGCGCGGCGAUGAGAACUACCCCGGAGAAAGGGCUCGCAAGAGCAGGAACCGCUUGUCUUCCAGCUCCCAGCACAGCCGAGAGCACUAUCCCCUGGUGGAAGAGGAGUUCCCGCAGCCCUACCCGGACUCGUACAAACCGCACCGCGCCCGCGGCUCCCCCGGCGCCUUCAGCCACGACUCGCGGCACCGCCUCUGACACCGCUCCCCGCCAGAACCUCGCUAGGAAUAACCCAUCACCUUCCUUUGGCAGCGCUGACGGUGACACCGCGCCCGCUGCCACUGAUGUUUAAUUAGGGGGCAGCAAAACCCGGCCCGGCCCUAACGUUUCUGCCCAAUCUGGUUUUGGGAUUCUUUUGGGGUUUAAUACAACAUUUCGUUC
Messenger RNA from Ficedula albicollis (Collared flycatcher), 1704 nucleotides. RefSeq names its product calcium voltage-gated channel auxiliary subunit beta 4 (gene CACNB4). Gene Ontology annotation, cellular component: voltage-gated calcium channel complex. The record is from RefSeq and is a predicted model, not a curated record. The coding region runs from base 1 to 1521 and encodes 506 amino acids. Gene Ontology annotation, molecular function: protein binding; high voltage-gated calcium channel activity. The transcript has 13 exons. Gene Ontology annotation, biological process: calcium ion transmembrane transport; chemical synaptic transmission; neuromuscular junction development. NCBI's taxonomy places the organism in Eukaryota, Metazoa, Chordata, Aves, Passeriformes, Muscicapidae.